AUGGCACCCAUGAAACAAACCCAACUGGCUGAGCCCACUAUCCUCCAAACUCACGUGCCGUUUCCGGUUAUCGACAUCGAGACCUUGGAUGGAGACAGCGUUGUCCUCGGAAAACACGAGACAGACACCAUUGUCGUUGAGUCGGCAUCGGAGCUGGUCACUUCCAGUAUUACGACGUCUCUGUUCCGGACCCAGAAGGGAGACAACAGUUCGUUGAACAUUGUUCACGAUGCCAACGGGCGGCCCAUGGUGUUUUCUGUUGGAUCGGACGGCUUACUGGACAUCACUCCGGUCGCCGAGAACGCCUCUGUUUCUGUCACGGCCUUUGACGUGCUUGAAAUCAAGCAGGAUCUUCACUUUUCAGCAUCUGUCAGAUACACGCCAGGGGGAUCCGAGGAAACACACCAAGUCUUCUGGGCGAGCAUCAAGCAACCGAAUGCCCAAAUUACCGACGGACAGUUGGCGGGUUUUACGGCCUCAGAUCUCAAGUGGAAGCCCAUCCAGAACAACCUGGGGCCUCGCGUCAUUACCAAACUGGUCAACGUUGUUAACCCAGAUGCUGUGCCUGGAUCGCCCGCUUUCACCAUCUUCGCGGCAACAAGGACUACAGAGACACACUUGGCCUCGACCUAUGCUAUCAAUCCCAGCCAGUCAGCUUCUGCGCCAUGGACGAUUAUCUCCUUUGGCGCCCAGUCCUACUCCAUCGUCGACAUGCAACCUGUCAUUGUUGGGAGUGCCUCCAAGGGAGCCAAGAAGCGCGCCGGACUCACCUUACUGCACGAUGCCCCAAGCCAAAAGGCCGACGUUGAGCGCCGGUGCCACGUUCUGACGCUCAAUGAUGCACGCAAUGAAGCCUUUGGCCUGAUCCCGCUCAACACUGAGAAAAUCAGCAGCCCGUCAGCCAUAUGGACCUCUUUCAACUCCUGGGGGUCCCACGACGUCCUGGUUGCGGGCAAUGGAAUUGCCUUCCAUCAGUUCCAGAAUCUCAACGACCCCUGCCUCGACAGCAAGGGCGAUGUCAUCCUCCCGCACAUUACCUUCCGCCAGGUUACUUGCAAGGAGACGAUGCUUGCUAACCCACGCCGGUACAUCCUCUCCAUCCUAGCCGUCUCCGAGGACGAUGAGCUUUACCUCAUCGAGGGCGAGCGAGACGCGACAAACUUUGGUCUCCCCACGUUUAACUGCUCCGGCCUCCCUGUCCGGACCAAUGUGGCCCAGAUUGCUUGCCACUACAACAAGCAGAUCGACGCCAUCGAGUUCAUCUAUACUACCAAGCGGGACAACCAAAUCUCUCAUCUGGCUCGCGACAGCAAAACCGGUGUUUGGAUAUCCACCGAUCUCCAGGUCCAAGGUCCCGGGACGUUAGCCAAGGAAAACCAGUAUGUCACCACCAUCACGCUUUUGAGUAAGGCGACCGGCGACCCCGUGCCUGAAGGGUAUCCCGUAUCGUUGAAGUCAGAGCCAGUGUUUGUCAAGAUUAACGACCUGGCCUAUCGUCUCAACCGGAUGCGGCCCACGGUGGUCAAAACCAACGCCGCGGGCCAGAUUGACAUCGUCACCGCAGCGCCCGAUCACCUUGGCAUCUCCUCUCUCGAACUUAGCCUCGAAAGUGGAACGAGGGACAGUGGCCCGAAUUACAAUGUGGAGGACAAUUCAUCGUCCAUUGGAUCCGAAACAACGCUCGUCGAGUGGCACGGUGCUGCUGCUCAGACCAGCGAAAAAGGUGCUCAUGUUCAAAGAGGGGAGCAAUCGUGGAUCGAAAAGGCUGUUGAUGUCGCUGUCGAGUACAUUGGUGAUGCCCUCGAAUUCCUGAAGACGGUUGUCAAGCAGACAGUCAAGUUCGUCGUCAAAGUUGGCGCCAAGGUUCUGCGCAUUUACUUGAGGAUCCAGGGCAAGGUUCUCAGCUUUGUCGUUAAACAUACCGCCGCUCUCGUCCGGUCCGUGAAACUCAAAGAUGUGGCUCUUGGAUCGCUUACCGUCCUCGAGCGAUUCCUCGCUAUCAAUCGCUCAAGCCUCGAAGACCUUUUCAAUGACGCCGAGACAUUGAUCUUUGGUUCAGUUGAGAGGCUUCAAGAACCCCAGGCGCCCCGUCAAGAAACGACAAUCGAGCGUUUCAUCAAGAGAAUCCUCAAUUCGCCCAUCGUCAAGCUCAUCCUCAAGUUCAAUCCUCUGUCGUGGAUCCUCGAGGGAGUUAGCGAGGGCCUUUCCGAGUCUUUGCCUGAUUUCAAACUUCCAGACAUCACCUCCCUCGCCGAGGCUAUUGGCAUGACAGGCGACGCCCUUCUAGAAGUCUUCCUGACGGCCUUUGGUCAAAUCAUUGAAAACAUCGCCACCAGCGGCACCGAGGCCUUGCUCAACCCCAAGCAAAUGCUGGGCAUCAUCAUCUCUGCCAUCAAAAAGGCCUCCCGGACGCUGUUCCACGCCACACGGGAUACGAUUCUCAUUGCAGUUGACUGCAUCAUCCGCGUGAUCCACGUCAUCCCUGGGCUCCUUACCGAGGCCUGGACAAUCCCGGGCCUGACAGACGUCUGGGAGGACUGGACCGGGCAGGAGUUCUCGCUGAUCAACUUUGCAACCUAUGGCUCAGCCGUCCUGUUGGACCUCAUGACCUUUGCGGUAUUGGACCAGGUCAAGACAUCCGCCUGUGCCCCCUUCCGCCCAGGAUGGGCCGAAAGGAUCGAGAUGGAGCCCUUGUACACCAGCUUCCAAGACACGAGGAACCAAGCAGUGCUUGCGGCAAGAUAUCCCGGACCAUCCAGGCCAGAGGAUACUAAUCCUAUGGUUAUGAUGGUCAUGGCAGAUUAUGGAAGCAUCAGCCAAAAAGACGACGAAAAGCAAGGGGCAGCGCCGGAGACCGAGGAAACAUCCAACAGUUCCUUCAAUGACUGGAUGAGCAUCGUGGGUGGCCUCUUCAAGCUUGUCACGAACGGCCUCAUCGUCUACCAAGCCGGAAGAGCCGAGGAGCCCAUAGGACGCAAGAUGGUCGCCUUCAAAACUGUUACUGCACUGGUUGCCUUGGGUAGCAUGAUUGGUGAGGGAAGCAGUUAUAUCACAUCUUCGGUCGAAAAGGCCAACAAAGAUCCCAAGGAUAUUGCCAACCUGGGCCAAAACCUCGGCAUGAGUGCUGGCCUCUCCGUCGCUGUGGUCGGUGUCAUGGUGGAGGCCUACAUGGACAUCACGAAGGCAGUCACCGAUGCUCGGAUUGCGAAUAUGGACUUACCUUUCGACGAGAUGGAUAAACAGAGACAGUACCAGGCUCAGAACAAAGUGGCGCAUUGUGUUGGCGGGUGCGCAUUGAAUAUUGGCGCUGCCGCCAUGACGGGUUGCGUGCCCGGAUGCUGGUCCAAGCCGCGCUGGGGUAACAUUCUCCAGACGGGCGCGAGCGUCGGGGGCGCUGUAGCUGUUGUGGCAGCCAACUACUUUGAUGAAACCCCGAAGGGCAAGGCUAUCAAGUGGGGGAUGCUAAUUACUGAUUCGAGCCUGACGGUAGCUAGCAUGUACUCAGGUUUCUCGAAUAUUGUCGCGCCGGCGGCGUCCAAAUGAGGAGGGUGUUUUGGACUGGAAAUGGAUAUGGUGUUAUUGUACACAGCGGCUGGUUAGGUACGAUGGUUCCAAUGAGUGUGUCAAAGCGAGGAAAUGGGUGGAAUUGGUCAAGACAAAGGGUUACUUAAUGCCAAAAAGAAAGGUUACAAAUAAGUUG
Neurospora tetrasperma FGSC 2508 is the source of this 3700-nucleotide messenger RNA. RefSeq lists its product as uncharacterized. The transcript is spliced from 7 exons. The record is from RefSeq and is a predicted model, not a curated record. Bases 1 to 3543 code for a protein of 1180 amino acids. Lineage: Eukaryota; Fungi; Ascomycota; Sordariomycetes; Sordariales; Sordariaceae.